AUGGCCGCCGAGCAGAGGAAGCUGCUGGAGCAGCUUAUGGGCGCAUCCUCGACGUCGCGCGCCGCCCAGCUGUCCAUGAACGAUCCCAAAGUCUGCCGCUCCUACAUCGCCGGGACAUGUCCACACGACCUCUUUACAAACACCAAGCAGGACAUUGGGCCGUGUCCCAAGGUUCACAGCGAAGGGCUCAAGGCUGAAUAUGAAGGUCUAUCCGAGAGGGAGCGACAGAAGUACGGCUUCGAGUACGAUUAUAUGCGCGACCUGCAAAAGUACAUUGAUGAGUGUAACCGACGCAUCGAUGCUGCGCAGAGGAGGUUGGAAAAGACACCGGAUGAAAUUCGCCAGACCAACGUCUUGCUCAAGAGCAUUUCAGACCUCACAGCCACCAUAAACAACGGCCUCCUCGAAGUCGAAAUCCUCGGCUCCAUGUCCGAAGUAUCACGCGCCCAAGAUGAGCUCUUUCGCGUGCGCCAGGCAUCCCAGUCCAAGCUCGACCGCGAAAAGGAGCUCAAGGCGCUCUCAGACACGUCCGGACCCUCGGGCCACCAGAAGCUUCAGGUCUGCGACGUGUGCGGCGCGUACCUCAGUAGGCUCGACAACGACCGCCGCCUCGCCGACCACUUUUACGGCAAGAUGCAUCUGGGUUAUGCGCAGAUGCGCAAGACUUAUGAUGCUUUUCCUAAGGAGAUGAAGGGGAGGUCGAGGCCACAGAUGGAUGAUGAUGGACCUGGUAUGGGAGGUCCGAGAGGACCUAGGGGUUCGGGAGGUUACAGAAGCGGUCGCGGAGGUAGGGGCUACCGCGGCGGAUGGUAA
Messenger RNA from Fusarium keratoplasticum, 813 nucleotides. RefSeq lists its product as uncharacterized. Gene Ontology annotation, cellular component: U1 snRNP; U2-type prespliceosome. The record is from RefSeq and is a predicted model, not a curated record. Gene Ontology annotation, biological process: mRNA splice site recognition. NCBI's taxonomy places the organism in Eukaryota, Fungi, Ascomycota, Sordariomycetes, Hypocreales, Nectriaceae. The transcript has 2 exons. Bases 1 to 813 code for a protein of 270 amino acids. Gene Ontology annotation, molecular function: mRNA binding.